This is a messenger RNA of Alosa alosa (allis shad), 3443 nucleotides long. RefSeq names its product FAST kinase domains 1 (gene fastkd1). Gene Ontology annotation, molecular function: RNA binding. Lineage: Eukaryota; Metazoa; Chordata; Actinopteri; Clupeiformes; Clupeidae. The coding region runs from base 634 to 3138 and encodes 834 amino acids. Gene Ontology annotation, biological process: mitochondrial RNA processing; regulation of mitochondrial mRNA stability. Gene Ontology annotation, cellular component: ribonucleoprotein granule; mitochondrial matrix. The transcript is spliced from 17 exons. The record is from RefSeq and is a predicted model, not a curated record.
UUGCACUCCUGUCCUACAGUGGCAAGCGUGAGCAGACUAGCUGCUGUCUCUACUUUCCAUGUUAGCUAACCGCAUACUCCCACUGUUGGCCGCAAUGCCCGGCUUCAACAAAUAUUUCCGAAAACCGCUCUUUCUGAAGCACACAGUAGAAGAAUAUUGAUAAUUGUGAAAAGAUCCUGUCAGAAUACAGUCUCUACCAAACUCCCCGACAAGCGUGUUAGCUAUGUUGUAACGUUAUGCAUAGACAAAUAUGACAAGGGUCCCCACGUGAGUUGCUAAGUUAGCCAGGUCGUUUUUAUAACGCUGGGACGUGCGUUGUCGUUAGCCAUGCUUGAAAGUCAAACCCGCUAUCUGUCACAAUGAUAACCGACCUCAGGCCAGCGUCGGUGGUGUUGUGAUGUGGACUUGCACCUUAAGAGCUGUGACACUUCAGACAUGACAAACGACGACAGCAUUUCACUUGAACCGAACUCCUAAUUUUAAACAGAACCAUGAUGACCAGCAUAUCCCAUAUAGCUUGAAUAUGACACCCUCCUGAUCAAACCUGGUCACUCCCAUCUCCUCCUCCCCCCCCCCUUCCUCCUCUUAGUCUCCUUCCUCCUCUCUCCUCAUCCUACCCCUUCCUCACCAGCCAUGCUGCGCCUGACAUCCCUCAGACUUUGCACGUCCCAGCGGCGGUUCCUCCGCUUGAGCCCGUUGUCUCGGGACCAGGUGAUGGACCAGCUGCAGGCGUGCUCAGGCGAGGACCAGGUCCUGGAGGUGGUGGGGCGGCACAAGGCCAAGCUGUCGGUGGGCCAUGUGGGCUGCGCCAUGGGCCUGCUGUGGCACUUCCAGAAGGAGAGGCCCGAGCUCCUCCGCACAAUCAAGCAGGUGCGCCAACAUCCGCAGUUCCUCACGCUGCGUGUGCUGGCCGAGAACAAGAUCAGCCAGAUGGACGACAGCAUGGUGGUGGACAUGCUCUACGAUGCACUCAGACUCUGUGUGGAACCCCAUGAUUCCUUCAUCCAGCAGUUAGUGACAGAGGCAUGGAACAGACUAGACAGGCUUCAGAUGCCCACACUCUCCAAGUUCUCUAUCUGCCUUAAUGAUCAGUACCUGCAGCAUAGCACUCUGAUGGGUGAGAUUACGGAGAUUCUCAGACAGAAGCUCCACUUGAUAAACGAUGCAAGGGUGCUCACUACACUGAUGAUCAGCAUCUCCUCCCUGUCGUCACCUCGGCUGCGGGACGCGCUCAUCAAGAAGGCCGACGUCCUGCUCGACUCCAUGGACCCAACCAAGUACAACAACCCGCGCCGUGUGGUGCAGUUCAUGCGUAACUCCAAGCACACGCACCGUCCACUGCUGGAGAAGUGCAACCGCCUGCUGCUGCUCAACGUGCCGCAGAUGAGCGCCGAGGACAUCUUCAUCAUCACGGGCCUCUACCAGACACUGCAGUUCAACAACUGCGACUUCCGCCUGGCCUCGCGCCAGCGCCUGCUGGAGCUGGUGGACGCCAGCAGCGACCCCGGGGCCUUCACCAAGCUCUUUGCCACGCUCGGACCCAUGGUCAACCAGGACACCCGCGAGAGGCUGGAGGGAAUGGCCUUGCUCCUGGCGGAUGAACUGAACGGCCAGCAGGCCCUGGCUGUGGCAGAGACUCUGGAGGAGCUGCAGUGCAGGAACCCCCAGCUCAUCAACAAGUUUGCCUCUAUUCUGCACAAAAACCUGGACCACUUCCGUCCAGUGGAGAUCGUCAGGGCGACCCAGACCCUCAUGGUGCUGCACUACCAGAGUCCGGACAUCUAUAACCGCCUCCGCACCAUCAUGCUCAAGUUCCUGCAGUCCAGCGUGUUCCCGUACGAGGUCACCAUGCUGACGCGCAUCCUGUCCAUGCUGCCCUCCCCCCGGCUGGACGAGACUGCACUGGCCCGCGUGGAGGCCGUCCUGCCCCAGUGCAACCUCAACGACCUCAACACCCACGCCCAGGCCAUCGCCAAGUGGCUCCGUCACGACCCCACGUACCUCCACAGCACCCCCAGCCGCUAUGUUAGACUCCUCCAGAGCCUGAUCCGCUGCGGCCAUGAGAGGUUGGGCCACGCGGACCGCCUGGAGCUGCUCUUAGAGGAGUUGCGGUACCUGUCGGGGGAGUGGUUCGAGGAGAUGCUCCUGGAGGAGUCGGUGGCCGCAUGUCGGAGACUGGUCGACCAGAUCUCCCCGGGCAAUGUGCCGGAUGUGGCCAUCUUCCUGACACGCACCAACUACCUCAGCCCGCACCUCUUGGAUCGGAUCGCCCAGGUGGCACUGGAGAACAUACAGCAGAUUCACUUCUCGGCCACCUACGCCACCUUGUUGCCUUUCGCCGUGCUGAACUAUGACACGCCACUAGUGGACGAGUUAUUCAACGCGUGCAUUCAACGCCUUACCCCACAUAUCAGCUCGUUUGACCCUCACCUGCUGGUGCUGCUGGCGUACGCGCUGGCCCUGGCCGACUACUUCCCAGAGGAGGUCAUCAAGGAGAUCUUCACCGUGGACUUCCUGGCCAAGCUGGACUCCCAGCUGGAGACGCUACCGGACGCCCUGAACAUGCGGAUCCGGCUCCGACUCAUGGAGCUGAACCGGGCCGUGUGCCUGGAGUGCCCCGAGUACCAGGUGCCCUGGUUCCACGAGCGCUACUGCAAACAGCAGCAGAAGAGAGGCAAUGGUUCUGUGACUCCGGUCCAGCAGCAGAUCCAUAAGAUGCUUGGGGAGGUUCUGGGCGGGAUCAACUGCGCCCGUGUGGCCGUGCUGACUCCAUACUUCUACACUGUUGACUUUGAGUGUGUGUUGGACCGACAGGGCCAGCCGGUGCCCUACUCCAUGCCCAGCCAGCUGCAGAUCAGCGAAGAGGGCAAGGUCCAGUGGGUGUCAGACAAUACCGAGGAGAGGACGGAGCUCCCCGCAGGAGGCCAGAGAAUCGCCCUUGACUUCCUCGGCCCAAGGUCGUUCUGCAAAAACUCUCGGCAUAGGAAAGGAGAGGUCCUUUUAAGGAAAAGGCACUUGGAAAUUCUUGGAUACCAUGUCAUCCAGAUCCCUCACUAUGAAUGGAACUCUAUGGAGCUGUCCACUCACGAUGCGUGGCAACAGUACCUAAAGAAGAGAAUAUUCCAUGACUUACCAUGAACUUCUGACAGACAUGAAUAUGCACAUACACAUAUUUUUUUUAUAAAGGUCACGUAGGUCAGUGCAUUGCCACAGGAUCAAGGUUGGACAUCAUUUGAAGAUGACCAUGCUUACGAGCAAGAAGGGAGACUGACUGGGGAUUAAGUGCACCUUGCAGUAUGGUAGUGAGACUCAUCCAAAAAAUGGACGAUGCCUUGGGAAAUAUAUUAAAUCAUGAGUGUGAAUCCUAUGUGCUAAUAUUGAGUUUGACCACUGUGCUAAUAUCGCUACAGAAUGUUUAAUAAAAUGUCUGAUGCUCUUUUGUA